UUAAGACAAGUAAUUUGAGUCACGCGCCUCCGCACGUGACAAGAACUAUCCAUGCCUGCAAAACUCUUGGAUUUAUUUAUAAAACAUUGCCAAGUUGAAAGAUAGAGACCUGACUAUGAUCUUCAUUUCAUACCUAAUCAAAGGCUAACUGUUAUUUACAAUUUUAAAAAAAUAUGUAAGUGGAAAAGAAUAGAUUAUUAUAUUAGCUAGGACUUGGUUUUAAUGUUUAUAAACAUUUCGUGACGUGUCUCUCCCCUCAGCAGGAGCGGAGAGUACUUGACGCCAUAUACUCAUAGUGACAAAUUUUGCCCGCAGAUAUCUAAUUAUCUAAUAUACCAUUUCCACCAAUAUUUACAAAAGCUUAAGAUCGCAAAUUAUUUUAUUAGGCAGCUAAAAACAUGAUCCUUUUUUUUUAUAAAGUGUUAAAACGGACCCCUAUCAGUGAGGCUCUCUCUAUUUCCGGAGAGUUGAAACUUCAUUCGCAAAUGAUGCAUUGUACUGUUGGAACAAAAUAAUGCCGAAAGCUAAGUAGCGGUUGGUGCGGCCUAAAUUUGUUUAAUGAAACUUUGUUUUCUUAAGCUUAUUUAGCGUAGGAAGUCGCAAGUCUGACUCGCAAUGAACUUGGUCGGAAACUCGGAUACCAUAUUAAAUUUGUCGAAAUCAGGUAGCGCCUCUAGCUCCGACUAAUCGCUUGUCUACUCCUCGGACAACGUGAGGAGAGCUACAUACAUAAUAUUGAGUCCGGUUUUACUCACAUCCAAGAAUGACAAGCAGCUUAUUAUUAUUGAAACCAUAAUUAAACAGUCAAGUAUUUACUUGUUUAAAUAUGCACAAACAUACCUUCAUACCUACUUCGAUCAAACUAAUCAGAUAUCUAUAGUGGUAUAAUAGUAGAAGUAACGAUUACGAUCUGUCACACUUUUUGUGAAGAUAGUAUUAUUAUGUUAUCGAGUUGGCGAUGUGAUUCGAGGUGUUCAAGCCCGGGGCAUGAGGACAGUACUGUACAGAGACGGUCCUAACGUUCUGUUCGUAACUUGAACGGUCUUUGACAUAUACCUAAGACCCGCUGUGUGGAUUACAUUCUUACAGUGUUUUAUAGUUGUUGCACAGUUAUGGGCAGGUUAUGGUGUGUAAUAUAAGUUUUACGACAUUUCCCAAACAGUUGCCUCCCCGAUAACGUUUGGUACUGGACAUCGACACUACGGUUCCUACCUAAAUCACUAUAAAAAGUGUUCGGCCUAAGUAGCUACCUAGUAGGCCUAUGUCAUGUGAUAUACACUAGUCACUAGUGUAUACAUAACAUGCUAAUUGUUUUGUUAACUUAAAAGAGGAAGGCCACAAGGAGCGGGUGGGAAAUCCGCGAUACUGGUAGCAAUGUCACAGUAGAUACCACGAGAUUGCUCUGCGAUAAGUGUUGUCUAUAAAUGUUCUAUAGGUAUGAGAAUCGUAGUUAAACAAUGGAUCCAAGUGUAAUCAUAUUUGCGUAUCAGUCAGAGUGUUCGAAAACGUGUCAAUGUCGCUAAAAUCAAAGUGAUGUGCGCCGACGCUCCAGUAAUCGUUGACACACAUCUCCACGCAACAUGCACUAUCUCUCUAUCUCUGCGUAUCAUGCCACACUAAUUAUAUUCAUUUCUUCGACAAAUAAACAGCUCAUAUUUUGCCGUGAACUCGACUAUAACACCUAAUCAAACUGGGUAACUUCGUAGUUUCCGAAAACAAUAAUGACUUUACAACCAUUGUUAUAACUCCAAAUACCUUUGUCAAUACAUUUCACUAUGUUAACUUCUAUUUUUUUUCCAUUCCAUUUCCACUCUCGUUGCCUACGAGAUGAGGCAUUAUCUCAAUAGGAGUCCUCUUAAUUUACUUAAGUAUGAAUCAACUAAGUGGACUUGGUCAGCAAUAACCACACAUACGGCUCCAAGGACAGAGCAAGGAUCGAGCCUAGUUUCAAGUUCAGUUUGCGCCGUGGUCGCACGUGAGGAUAACACCAAGUCAGUACGAAAAGUAUAAACCAUUACACCAGUGACAACAAACAGACACAAGAGGUUACGAGAACAUCCAUGAAAUAUGCACUGCCUGGUAAAUGUAUGAAUUGUAUCAUGAUUAUUGUUAUGUCUAGUAGAAUUGGGCCCCCGGGCCCGAUUCUGCUAUUUACAAUGGCCGAUGAAUGUAAAGCAAUUUUGAUGGACUAGGGGUAGGUACUACUGGUAUCAUUAAAUGUACAUGCUAUAAAAUGACUUCCGCUAAUCUUGCCAAAAACUACAUUACUGCUAGGUUUCACUUUAAUAGAAGUUGUUUAUACAGAAGUUUCUCCUCAUUCAAGUUCCUUAUUACGUAUGUUUCUACGAGGUUCAACAGAUUUUGAAAGUGAUACUGAGUGUUUACUAACAAUCUGUAUUACGAAUACAAUAUGAUGUGCGGGCUGGCUGCCGGCGCGCGGCGGCACGGCUCCGCUAUGACAUUCAACUAUAAUAGCACGUCCUAGGAAUGCACACAUUCUGGUUACUGUUGGAUAUUAUGAGAAACUAAGUUGCUGUUUACAUUACCGCAGGUACUUUUCCAGUCGCGAAGCGUUUACUGAAUACUGAGGAAUUUAUUGAUUGUGCACCGGCUUUUGGAAAAAUUAUAAAUUGCCUGGUAGCUACGGUGCUACGAGAUGUUGUCGUUUGAUCUACGUCGGUGAUAGGUGUGUUGACCGUAGCGGCUGGCGUCCAGUGCGCGGCUGCAGCACGCUGAUGUCGGCGCUGAGCUGCGAGUACUCGACCAGUGUCCCUGCAGCGGCCGAGCGCGCCGCCGCCGCACCCGUAUACACCCACUCACACACGGACGUCGUUACUUACGGCUGUAUUACCUAUUUUUAUUUAUACCCCUAAAUAAAUAUUCUUGAUAAUAAUAUGUAUUGUCAGCAUCAUUCGCUGAAUUAAUUACCGGUUUCAAGUCCGUGCUUCAAUACCAAGUGAUGACUAUGGAUAUGAUGCUUUGUGAUGUGUUUUAAGUGACUAUCAGUGAUGGUGAUAUGAAUGCUUCCUGUUGAGCGGUGAGCGCCGAUUGUGGCGAGCAGGCGCACGCGCACUUCUGUGGUGGCUUUAUCUGUCUUAUUUGUGUUUACCUAGCAAAUUGGAAACGUUCGGCUGAUACCAAGAUAAUUAAUUAAACGGACGGCGCGACAAGUCGCCCAGUCAAAAGCACAGUAAGGCUCGUACGGUCGGCACCGACAGGCUUGGGUUCGGCUCACGACAGUAACCUCCGCCAAUAAUAUAAUAUUUAAAAUACUUGAACUGAUCAAACAAGCCGAUCCCGCCAAUCGAAGCUCAGUGUACUAGCGGCGGAGCAGCAUGGAGUACGAGGAGGGCCUGGUCGGGCGCGGCGGCAAGCGCGCGGGGCGCUGGCGGCGCGCGCUGCGGCGGCGGCUGCCCGUGCUGCGCUGGCUGCCGCGCUACGACCGCGUGUCGGCCGUGGCGGACCUGGUGGCCGGCGUCACGCUGGGCCUCACGCUCGUGCCGCAGAGCAUCGCCUACGCCUCGCUCGCCAACCUGCCCGUGCAGUAUGGACUGUAUUCCUCCUUUAUUGGCACCAUGAUGUACGUGUUGCUGGGCACGGUGAAGGAGGUGUCGAUUGGGCCCACCAGCCUGAUGGCGCUGUUCACGCUGCAGGUGUGCCGCGGCCUGCCCGUCGAGUUCGUCGUGCUGCUCACCUUCCUCUCCGGCUGCGUCGUGCUCGCCAUGGGCCUGCUGCGUCUAGGUUUCCUGGUGGAGCUCAUCUCGCCGUCGGUGACGAGCGGGUUCACGUCGGCGACGGCGGUGAUCAUCGUGGCUGCGCAGCUCAAGGGCCUGCUGGGGCUGAGCUUCACGGCCGAGACCGUGGUGGACAACUUCCGCUACAUCAUCGCCAAGUGGGACGACAUCCGCUACGCCGACGCCGCGCUCGGCGCUGUCUGCUGCUCCGUGCUGCUGCUGCUCAGGAAAGUGAAAGACAUCCCUGUGAGCGAGAAGCGCCCCAAGCUGCGGCGCGCGCUGUGGCUGCUGUCCAUCAGCCGCAACGCGCUCGUGGUGCUGGCGGCCUCCAGCUUCGCCUACCUCACACAUCAUCCUAACCAGCCGCUCUUCAAGCUCUCCGGGCGUGUGGAACCGGGGCUGCCGAGCUUAUCGCCGCCGCCCUUCAGCGCCGCCGUGGACAACAGCACCAUCACCUUCGUGGACAUGGUGCAGCAGCUGGGCUCCGCCGUCAUCAUGAUGCCCGUCGUCAUGGUGCUCGCAAACAUCGCCAUCGCUAAAGCUUUCUGCGCGGGCGGGCGCGUGGACGCCACGCAGGAGAUGGUGACGCUGGGGCUGUGCAACAUGGCGGGCUCGCUGGUGCACGCCAUGCCCACGUGCGGCGCCUUCACGCGCUCCGCCGUGAGCCACGCCAGCGGCGUGCGCACCCCCGCCGCCGGCCUCUACUCCGGUAUUAUAACUCUGCUGGCACUGAUAUUCCUGACGCAGUACUUCUACUUCAUUCCUAAGGCUUGCCUCUCCGCCGUUCUUAUCUGUGCCGUGGUAUUUAUGGUGGACGUGAGCGCGGUGCGCGAGCUGUGGCGGCGGGACCGCGCGGAGCUGGGCGUGCUGGCGCUGACGUUCUGCGUGAGCGUGGCGCGCACGGUGGAGCUGGCCGUGCUGGCGGGCGCGCUGGGCUCGCUGGCCGUGCUGCUGCGCCAGCUCAUGCGCCCCGCGCUGCACGCGCACACGCUCAAGACGGAGGCGGGCUCGGCGCUGGUGGUGCGCGCGGGCGCGGGGCUGGUGUACGUGAACGCGGAGCGCGUGGCGCGGCGCGUGCUGGCGGCCGCGCGCUGCGGGCCGCGCGCCGUGCUGCUGGACUGCGCGGCGCUGGCGCUGCUGGACCACGCCGCCAUGCAGGCGCUCGAGCGCCUGGCCGCCGCGCUGGCCGCCGCCGGCCACCGCCUGCUCCCCUACAACGUGAGCGCCGACCUGCUGCACAAGUACGAGCAGCUGGCGGGCGUGGAGCGGCGCGCGCUGCGGGCCACCAGCGCCGGCGCCGCGCUGGCGGCCGCGCCCGAGCCGCGCGCCGCCGCGCCCUCGGAGGCCGCCGCGCUGCUGGCCCAGUGA
This is a messenger RNA of Trichoplusia ni (cabbage looper), 5102 nucleotides long. RefSeq names its product sodium-independent sulfate anion transporter-like. Bases 3336 to 5102 code for a protein of 588 amino acids. Gene Ontology annotation, molecular function: sulfate transmembrane transporter activity. The transcript has 10 exons. Gene Ontology annotation, biological process: transmembrane transport. The record is from RefSeq and is a predicted model, not a curated record. NCBI's taxonomy places the organism in Eukaryota, Metazoa, Arthropoda, Insecta, Lepidoptera, Noctuidae. Gene Ontology annotation, cellular component: membrane.